CAGCAUGCCCUGCUCUCUUGGGGAGCUGCUGCGGGGAGCAAAGCUCACAGCCGACUUUUCUAAUCAGUCUGGCGUCAGUUUGGAGCCUGUUCACUUUUACUCUCUAAACACAAGAGCCAGGAAUGUGUCCGGGAGCCUGCAGGAUUGGGAGACCUAACAUGUUUUAGGGGAAUCCUGGGAUGUAACUGGGUCUAGGACGUGCAACUUGCAAUCAUGGAAACUGUUGUGAUCGUCGCCAUUGGUGUGCUGGCCACCAUUUUUUUGGCCUCAUUUGUGGCCUUGGUUGUGGUUUGCAGACAACGCUACUGUCGGCCUCGAGACCUACUCCAGCACUAUGACUCCAAACCAAUUGUGGACCUAAUCGGUGCUAUGGAGACCCAAUCAGAACCUUCUGAGUUAGAACUGGACGACGUUGUCAUCACCAACCCCCACAUUGAGGCCAUUCUGGAGAAUGAAGAUUGGAUUGAGGAUGCUUCGGGUCUCGUUUCUCAUUGCAUUGCUAUUCUGAAGAUCUGCCAUACUCUGACAGAAAAACUUGUUGCCAUGACGAUGGGCUCAGGGGCAAAGAUGAAGACUUCUGCUAGUGUCAGUGACAUCAUUGUAGUGGCCAAGAGGAUCAGUCCUAGAGUGGAUGAUGUAGUGAGAUCAAUGUACCCUCCGCUGGACCCUAAGCUUCUGGACGCCCGGACAACUGCCCUCCUUCUGUCUGUCAGUCACCUGGUGUUAGUGACCAGAAAUGCCUGCCACCUGACUGGGGGUCUGGAUUGGAUCGACCAGUCACUGUCAGCAGCCGAGGAGCACAUGGAAGUCCUCCGGGAAGCGGCUUUGGCCUCUGAGCCGGAGAGGGGCCUCCCAGGUGCUGAGGGCUUUCUACAAGAGCAGUCGGCCAUCUAGCUGUGGCUGGCUGGCCACGAGGGGCAGACCACCGGCACUCCGGUGAACCUUCAGUCUUUUUUUUUUUCUGUAGGAUUAGUUGGCUUGCUCAAGUGAAGAUUUGUGUAUAGGUGAGUAGGGCAGUAUGACCUACUGGCAUUUCAGCUACAAUGACCAUUGGUGGCCAGUGCCAACGUGUUGUACAGAUUACAGUGUCUGACAUUGGCCUUCACUUUUAGGGGUUGAACACUCUAGAAGUGAUCAUCUCCUCUUGGGCCCCAUGCCUACACAUUGGAUACGCUGCUACCAUCUGGAUUGUCAUACCUUGGCAAUGGCCUGGUGGUCUGCACAAUUAGAUUUUGUCUAGGUCUAGUUAACUGAGUUACAUUAAUAUAACAUAUAAUCCUGGAAAUAUGAAAGGAGGGGGCUCCCUCUCUGUCCAAAGAUGUGUCUGGCGAAUAACAGAAGAAUAAGCUGGUGGGAGAGGUGUGGGUGAGUUCUUCUCAGUCAUGGGCCUUAGGGGACUCAGAACUGAAACUGGAAGACCUUGAGGUCUCAAGGACAUAUAAUGGAGAAUCAGUCAUGGAAAAGUGGAUAGAGAGUUGGCUUUGGAGCCAGAAAGAACUGGGUUCAAGUCGUACCUCUGACAUGCAGGCAGGGUGACUCUGGGCAAGUCACUCAACAUCUCAGUGCCCCCGGCAACUCUCUAAGACUAGAAAUACCAAAAUAAUAAGAGGGAAUUUCCUCACAGGGAGUUCCCUAUACCAGUGAAAGGAAUAAAUAUUCAUUAAGCACUUACUCUGUGCCAAUAACUCUGCUAAGUACUAUAUCAAUGAAAUCAUAGGCUCAAUUAAAAACCCUUAUUCAAAACCAUGAAAACAGGCAAUUUAUCAAGCUAGGUAAGCCAUUUGCAGUCAUGGGCAUGGCCCAUCUUUCCCUGCUCUGCUCAGACGUUAGGAGGAGAGGAAUAUGUUCUCCCCAGUCACCCUGAAUACAUAUCUUAAAGCUGAACUUCUGGAGACCUUGUCCCUGCUCAGAAAUCUAGGUGAAGGCAAAGAGGGCAGAGUCACACCAUCUCUCUGGACUUAGUUGCCUUCUCUCUAAUAUGAAAGGAAUUGGACUGGAUGGCCUCUAAGGUACCUUCCAGCUCAAAAUCUAUUAUCCUGUAAGUCACUUAGCCUUCCUGGGCCUCUGUUUCUUUCUCUUUAAAUGGAAAGGGCUGGAUCAGGUAGCCUGUGAGGUCCUUUCCAGUUUUAAAUUUAUGAGACACAGUUCUAAGGCAAUUGACACAAUUCAGGAACAUUCAGGAGCCCCUUUCUUUGCUGAGAUCUGUCUGGCAAAUGACAAAGGAUCAGCUGGUAUGAGGGGUGUGGGUGGGUACUUCUCAGUCACUGAGCCUUAGGGGACUCAGAACUGAAACUAGAAGACCUCAAUGUCUCAAUAUUUAUUGCCAUUUUAUGGGGGAGUCCACAUUCUCCGGUCUGCUUAGAGCCUGUUUUCUGCCCUUGAGGAGAAUAAAAGGCAUUUCCUUAGCUCCCCACUCACUGGCUGGGGGACAGAACUGGUUCCGUACCAAACUCUACUAUUUACUGCAUGGAAGAUGGAAUCUGUCUCCUUAAUGUCUUGGCCCUAGGCUGAGUUGUCAAAACUAAGACCUGAUUCUGGGAGAUAAAGGCAAUUAUAGUGCCUUUUUCAGUGCCCCUAAAGGCCUUAGUGUCUUGGUGUUCCAGUUGGGAAGCAUGUUUUUAGGUGAUGGGAACUUCCAGACUGGUCCAUUGUUGAGGCUGGGGGAGGCCUUUACUGGGGUGAGAGGGAAGGAGAAAGGGAAGGUCCCUUACAGUCAUUCAUGUAAUACAAACUACCAAGUUACUCUGAUUCCUAUUGGUGAGCUAGGUUGGAUUUCGGCAUACACAGAGCCAAGUGCCUUUCAAGCUCAUAUUGGUUUGAGUUCCUGAGAUCCUCACUUCAGAGACACCUAUUUCUGGCUUUCUGAAGCUUGGGAUAAGUAGGAUCAACUUGGGGUGAUGAGACCAGUCAGGCCUGGGAAAGCUGUAAUGUUACAUUGGAUGUUGCCCUCUUUCUAUUACUUCUCAAUUACAUGCUUAGAUUGCUCUUAUUUGGUUUGGGCCCCCUGUUUGGGGGGAAAGCAUCCAAAACUCACUUUAGCUACAGUGUAAAUGAUUGCUAUCAGAUGAUCCAAGGACAUCUCAUUUUCAUUUUAAAAGAGAUUAGAUCCUUAAACUAAGAAAAACGAAAGUCUGACAUGGAAUUUCAGUCUUUAGCCAGUUAAUGGAAGAACUUGGGUGGGUGGGUGGGGCUUCUGGAAAUGAUACCCCACCCCACAAGCAUCAUACCUGUGGCAUCCACAUGUAAGAUCCUGAGUGCCAACACAACCAAAGCCACAUUGACUCACAACUGUGAAGGCUCUUAUUUCUCCAGAUGUACUGAACCUCUCUUCCCAGAUGUUACUCUCUUGUGUUCCCUGCUGAUGGAUAGUUUUGCUUUCAUUUUAUGUGUUGAACAAGUAGAAAUCCCUCAAUAAAAUGGAUGCUCCCACAUGA
Messenger RNA from Trichosurus vulpecula (common brushtail), 3434 nucleotides. It is a transcript of the gene TMEM98, whose product is annotated as transmembrane protein 98. The transcript is spliced from 7 exons. The record is from RefSeq and is a predicted model, not a curated record. The coding region runs from base 214 to 894 and encodes 226 amino acids. Lineage: Eukaryota; Metazoa; Chordata; Mammalia; Diprotodontia; Phalangeridae. Gene Ontology annotation, cellular component: endoplasmic reticulum.